This is a messenger RNA of Callorhinchus milii (elephant shark), 1541 nucleotides long. It is a transcript of the gene idh3a, whose product is annotated as isocitrate dehydrogenase (NAD(+)) 3 catalytic subunit alpha. NCBI's taxonomy places the organism in Eukaryota, Metazoa, Chordata, Chondrichthyes, Chimaeriformes, Callorhinchidae. Gene Ontology annotation, molecular function: NAD binding; isocitrate dehydrogenase (NAD+) activity; magnesium ion binding. Gene Ontology annotation, biological process: tricarboxylic acid cycle; isocitrate metabolic process. The record is from RefSeq and is marked provisional. Gene Ontology annotation, cellular component: mitochondrion.
AUAUAAGGGAAGAUGCAGCGGAGCGUUUCCUGUGCGGUGCAGAUACUGACUGUCCUGUUACAUCCCCCAAUGGGAAAAAACCCCGCAGUUUCUCUGCAAUGUCUGAAUCUGGAAUGAUUGGUGACUGUUGUUCCUCUCUCCUCAGGUUUCCCGCCUGCUUGGAGCAGUUAAAUCUCAGGAUCCCAUCUUCAGGAGAAUCUCCGACAUUCGGACGGUAACAUUGAUCCCAGGAGAUGGCAUUGGCCCAGAGAUAUCUAAUGCUGUAAUGAAGAUCUUUGCUGCUGCUGAUGCCCCUAUCCGUUGGGAGGAGAAGAAUAUUACAGCCGCACAGGGACCAAGUGGAAAAUGGGAAAUUCCUGCAGAUGCCAAGGUAUCUAUGGAUACAAACAAAAUUGGAUUAAAAGGACCUUUGAUGACUCCUAUUGCAGCUGGGCAUCCAUCAAUGAACUUGUUACUUCGCAAAACCUUUGAUCUUUAUGCAAAUCUGCGCCCAUGUGUAUCUAUUGAAGGUUUUCAAACUCCAUACACUGACGUAAACCUUGUCACAAUUCGAGAAAACACAGAGGGAGAGUACAGUGGCAUAGAACAUAUGAUUGUUGACGGUGUUGUGCAGAGUAUAAAGCUAAUCACAGAGACAGCUAGCAAGCGAAUUGCAGAGUUUGCUUUUGAGUAUUCCAGGAUCAAUAAGAGGAGCACAGUCACAGCCGUACACAAAGCAAACAUUAUGCGUAUGUCAGAUGGACUCUUUUUGAGGAAAUGUAGGGAAGUAGCAGAAAAUUAUAAAGACAUUAAAUUUACUGAAGUUUACCUGGAUACAGUUUGUCUGAAUAUGGUCCAAGACCCAUCACAGUUUGAUGUGCUUGUAAUGCCUAACCUCUAUGGUGAUAUUCUUAGUGAUUUGUGUGCAGGACUUAUUGGCGGCCUUGGAGUAACGCCAAGUGGCAAUAUUGGAGCAAAUGGAGUUGCUAUAUUUGAAUCUGUUCAUGGUACAGCACCAGAUAUUGCUGGGAAGGAUAUGGCAAAUCCCACUGCCCUCUUGUUGAGUGCAGUUAUGAUGUUGCGGCACAUGGGGCUCUUUGAUCAUGCCAGGAAAAUUGAGUCUGCCUGCUUUGAAACUAUUAAGAAUCAGCAGGUACUGACCAAAGACCUCGGUGGUAAUUCCAAAUGCUCUGAGUUCACACAGGAAAUCUGCAACAGAGUGAGGGAUAAAGAUUGAAUCAACUUCUUGUUUGCCUCAUCACGUUGGUUCAGCUCCAAAACAGAAUCCUCUCACAGAUAAUCAACCUAUAGCCCAGAAAAAAAAGGGUUUCUGUAUUAGGUCUUUAAAAUCUUGUGUCAGUUUGCAUUCAUAUACAAAAUCUAGAAAUUGCUGUAUUUAAUUUCAUUCCCAUGCUUUAUUUAUUGUUUGAAAAAUGUUGAUCGAGGUCCAAAGCAAAAUGAGCUGCUGUUUUUUUUUAAAAAGGAAAGUUGAGGGAAAAGUUGUACAUGAAUAUUUUUCAUUGUUUAUUUUACAUUAAUUUCAACAGAAUAAAAGUUAUUCC